This is a messenger RNA of Acanthopagrus latus (yellowfin seabream), 2660 nucleotides long. RefSeq names its product crooked neck pre-mRNA splicing factor 1 (gene crnkl1). The record is from RefSeq and is a predicted model, not a curated record. The transcript is spliced from 14 exons. NCBI's taxonomy places the organism in Eukaryota, Metazoa, Chordata, Actinopteri, Spariformes, Sparidae. Gene Ontology annotation, cellular component: Prp19 complex; post-mRNA release spliceosomal complex; precatalytic spliceosome. Gene Ontology annotation, biological process: mRNA splicing, via spliceosome; spliceosomal complex assembly. Bases 144 to 2432 code for a protein of 762 amino acids. Gene Ontology annotation, molecular function: protein binding.
UUAAUGGGAACUGUCGCAAGGCAUGCUGGGUACUGUCAUGGUGGCUGGCGGCGGAUGUGAAUUAAACGUUUCUCUUACUGUUUUGUUGUUGUCGAAACAUUUCGAGUAAAUUUGGUAAAAUUUUGAGUUGACCAGCCGGCGAAAUGGCGUCCACUGCGGCGGGCAAACAGCGGAUACCGAAGGUGGCUAAGGUGAAAAAUAAAGCUCCUGCAGAGGUUCAGAUCACUGCUGAGCAGCUGCUGAGGGAAGCCAAAGAGAGGGAGCUCGAACUUCUGCCACCACCACCGAAACAGAAGAUCACUGAUGAAGAGGAGCUGAAUGAUUAUAAACUGAAGAAGAGAAAGGGGUUUGAGGACAACAUCAGAAAGAAUCGAACUGUCAUCAGUAACUGGAUCAAAUACGCACAAUGGGAAGAAAGCCUGAAGGAGAUCCAGAGGGCUCGUUCCAUUUACGAGCGAGCGCUGGAUGUCGAUCACCGCAACAUCACUCUAUGGCUGAAAUAUGCCGAGAUGGAGAUGAAAAGCCGUCAGGUGAACCAUGCCCGAAACAUCUGGGACAGAGCCAUAACCAUCCUCCCACGUGUCAACCAGUUCUGGUACAAGUACACGUACAUGGAGGAGAUGCUGGGAAACGUGGCUGGCUGUCGACAGGUGUUUGAGCGCUGGAUGGAGUGGGAGCCUGAGGAGCAGGCCUGGCACUCCUACAUCAAUUUUGAGCUUCGCUACAAGGAAGUGGACAAAGCCCGCACCAUUUAUGAGCGAUUCGUCAUGGUUCACCCCGAAGUGAAGAACUGGAUCAAAUACGCUCGGUUUGAAGAGAAGCACGGAUACAUCGCCCAUGGCAGGAAGGUGUACGAAAGGGCAGUGGAGUUCUUCGGGGAGGACCAUGUGGACGAAAACCUCUUUGUGGCCUUUGCCAAGUUUGAGGAGACACAGAAAGAGUUUGAACGUGUUCGGGUGAUCUAUAAGUAUGCUUUGGACAGAAUCCCUAAACACCAGGCACAGGAGCUCUUCAAGUACUACACCAUGUUUGAAAAGAAGUUUGGAGACCGAAGAGGAAUAGAAGACGUCAUCGUUAGCAAGAGAAGGUUCCAGUAUGAGGAGGAAGUCAAGGCAAACCCACACAACUAUGAUGCCUGGUUUGAUUACCUUCGUUUGGUGGAGAAUGACGCAGACCCAGACACAGUGAGAGAGGUUUAUGAGAGAGCCAUCGCCAACAUGCCCCCCAUCCAGGAGAAGAGACACUGGAAACGAUACAUCUACCUGUGGAUCAACUACGCUCUGUACGAAGAGCUGGAGGUCAAGGAUCCUGAGAGAACCAGGCAGGUCUAUCAGGCAAGCCUGGAUCUCAUCCCACAUAAAAAGUUCACAUUUGCUAAGAUGUGGCUGCUUUACGCUCAGUUUGAGAUCCGGCAGAAGAACCUGCAGGGAGCCAGAAGGGUCAUGGGUACAGCAAUCGGUAAAUGUCCGAAAAACAAGCUGCUGAAGGGCUACAUCGAGCUGGAGCUGCAGCUACGUGAGUUCGACCGCUGCAGGAAGCUGUACGAGAAAUACCUGGAGUUCAGUCCGGAGAACUGCACCACCUGGAUCAAGUUUGCCGAGCUGGAGACGAUCCUGGGAGACACAGAGAGAGCCCGCGGUAUCUUCGAGCUCGCCAUCGGACAACCGCGACUCGACAUGCCAGAGGUGCUGUGGAAGUCCUACAUUGACUUUGAAAUUGAGCAGGAGGAGUAUGGAAACACCAGAAACCUUUACAAAAGGCUGCUGCAGCGCACGCAGCAUGUCAAGGUUUGGAUCAGCUACGCCAAGUUCGAGCUGUCCAUCGACAGCCCCGACAGGCUGCAGAAGUGCCGGCAGAUCUUUGAGGAGGCCAACAAGAGCCUGAGGAACUGCGAGGAGAAGGAGGAGCGUCUGAUGCUGCUCGAGUCCUGGAGCGACUUCGAGGAGGAGUUCGGAUCCGACAGCACGAUGGAGAGAGUGAGGAAGCUGCUACCGGAGAAGGUGAAGAAGAGGAGGAAGCUGACGGCCGAGGACGGGUCGGACGCAGGCUGGGAGGAGUACUACGACUACAUCUUCCCAGAAGACGCAGCCAACCAGCCCAACCUCAAACUGCUGGCCAUGGCGAAGAUGUGGAAGAAGCAGCAGGUAGUGGAAACGACACAGGAGGAUCCAGAAAACGCUCCAGCGGCUGAAGGGACGUCAUCACCCUCUGACAAGCCUGCAGCUCCUCCUGAAAACGGCUCCGACAAAAACACUGCCACCGAAACAGAACAGGAGGCAACGUACGAUGAUCGAGACGAUGACGUCAGCAGCACCAGCAGCGAGAGUGACAGUAGUGAUGAGGAUGGAGAGAAAGAGGAGAAACAGAGCCGGAGCAGAGAUGAAGAUGCAGAGAAAGAGAGCCGAAGUGGAGAUGAAGAUGAUAAAGAUUAGACUCAUGUUUGGGAGAAUUUCCCCGCUCAGGGAAACGAAAGGGGCGACGUUCAUCCUGGACCGAUUUUUCUACUGAUCUGUUUUAUACCACAAACAAAACAAUGAGCUCAUGAGCGAACAGUCUUUAUUGUGUGACCAUGUUUUGUGCCAUUAUACAAACAUCAAGUCAAACUCGUCUGUUGUCUUAUUUCUCAAUUAAAUGUUGAUUGAUAAUGUACAGGAAUGAAA